AGGUACCUUGGAGUAGGCUUUGUCAGGACCCAGUUGUAGUUCAUCUGGAUCGUAUUUUUUUGUUAGUUGAACCUGCAACGCAAGUUCAAGGGUCCACUAAAGAUGCCAUUCAAGAAGCUAAGAAAAGCCGAGUGCGGGAAAUGGAAAUGAUGCUGGUAGAGAAGGCUCAACAAUUAAAGUCUGAAGUGAAUCAAUCAUGGUUGGGUUCCCUUAUCAACACUAUAGUUGGAAAUUUGAAACUCUCAAUUUCAAAUAUUCAUAUCAGAUACGAGGACAGUGAAAGCAAUCCUGGUCACCCAUUUGCAGCAGGUGUGACCUUGGAGAAACUCUUAGCUGUGACAGUUGAUGACAAUGGGAAUGAGACUUUUAUUACUGGUGGUUCACUAGACCGUAUACAAAAGUCUGUUGAACUUGACCGACUUGCACUUUAUUUGGAUUCUGAUAUAAUCCCAUGGCAUAUUGACAAGCCAUGGGAGGAUUUGCUUCCUUCUGAGUGGGUCUAGGUUUUUAGAUAUGGCACUAAAGAAGGCAAACCUGCUGAUAGAAUUGUCAAACAACACACUUAUAUUCUGGAACCAAUUACAGGAAGUGCAAAGUAUACAAAGCUAAGGGCAAAUGGAUUUGUUAAGAGUGAUCAACCUUUGCAGAAUGCAACAGUGAAUUUGGAUGAUGUCAUUCUCUGUUUAUCAAAGGAUGGAUACAAGGAUAUGUUAAAACUAGCUGAUCACUUUUCUGCCUUUAAUCAACGCUUAAAAUAUGCACAUUUUCGUCCACAUGUUUCCGUGAAAUCUGAUCCUCGUUCUUGGUGGAAGUAUGCUUAUAGAGCUGUAUCUGACCAAGUGAAGAAGGGAAGAUUGAAUCAAAAGAUUGUACUGAGUAUUUUGUGUCUUGGAAAGGAGCUAUAUAUAGAUACUGCAAGUCAUGUUUUUGUUGUCUUUGCUUCAACUGCUAAUCA
Molecule: messenger RNA, 955 nt
Organism: Humulus lupulus (European hop)
Lineage: Eukaryota; Viridiplantae; Streptophyta; Magnoliopsida; Rosales; Cannabaceae
Product: intermembrane lipid transfer protein VPS13-like
Exons: 8
Coding region: 141-503 (120 amino acids)
Source: RefSeq, a predicted model, not a curated record